GUCUCCCCGCACCCUUUCCUUUCCUGGGGGCUGGAGGGCCGGGCUCCGCCCCAUCGCCGCCGCGAGCGAGCACCCUGCCGCCCCGGGCUGCAGCCGCUGACCCUAGCCCAGAGCUCCAGCACGCUCCGGGCAGUCGGGGGCGCGGGCGGAGAAAUGGGUCCCAGGAGACAAGUGUGACCUUGGAGUGCAGCCCGCCAGCCUGACACCUGGUUGGAGAGGGAGAGAACCAUGGACGGCAUAAUUGAACAGAAGAGUGUGCUGGUGCAUAGUAAAAUCAGUGAUGCUGGCAAGAGGAAUGGGUUAAUUAACACCAGAAAUUUCAUGGCUGAGAGCAGAGAUGGCCUGGUGUCUGUUUACCCAGCACCACAGUACCAGAGCUGCUGUGUGGUAGGCAGCGCAGCGGCAGCCACCCUGGACAGCAGCAGGAGUGAACCAGUCCAGCAGCUGCUAGACCCCAACACCCUUCCACAGUCUGUGGAGUCCCAUUUCCGUCCCAACAUCAUUCUCUACUCAGAGGGCGUGCUGCGCUCUUGGGGGGAUGGCGUGGCUGCCGACUGUUGUGAGACCACCUUCAUUGAGGACCGGUCACCCACCAAAGAGAGCCUGGAGUACCCUGAUGGGAAGUUCAUCGACCUCUCACCUGACGACAUCAAGAUCCACACCCUGUCCUACGAUGUGGAGGAGGAGGAGGAAUUCCAGGAGUUGGAG
Hyaena hyaena (striped hyena) is the source of this 708-nucleotide messenger RNA. RefSeq names its product synapse differentiation-inducing gene protein 1. NCBI's taxonomy places the organism in Eukaryota, Metazoa, Chordata, Mammalia, Carnivora, Hyaenidae. Gene Ontology annotation, cellular component: postsynaptic density membrane; excitatory synapse; intracellular membrane-bounded organelle. The annotation marks the transcript as partial. The transcript has 2 exons. The record is from RefSeq and is a predicted model, not a curated record. Gene Ontology annotation, biological process: positive regulation of synapse assembly; synaptic vesicle clustering.